AUGAUUGAUAAGCCCUGGCACAUCCCUGAGGAUGCCAUCACCGACUGGUCGACCAAUCCACUUGCAGCCGGCGGCUUUGGCGAGGUAUUAACUGCCUCAUACUAUGGCGCCCCUGUCGCUGUCAAGCAGCUCUACCGAGGCUACAACCAGAAUGAACUCGCCGACUUUGGCCGUGAGAUUGGCAUCUGGCACAGACUCAGUCACCCUCAUGUCCUUCCACUCCUCGGUGCCUGCGAUACCACGACCAAGCCCUUCAUGGUCUCGCCGUUCAUGCCCAACGGCACCCUCCACAACCACCUUGCCACCGCUCCUGAACCUCGUCCCCUAAGUGAGAAGGUCCGGCUCCUCUACGAAAUCUCCUCUGGCAUGGCCUAUCUCCACGGCAACAACAUUGUCCACGGCAACCUCAAGUCCCUCAAUGUGCUGCUGGAUGAGUCGUAUCAUGCCGUUGUGACUGACUUUGGCAUGGCCAGAACCAAGCACACUUCGGCCACCGCCAACCGAACCCGCCGCGACCAGCCGAUGGGCGGCACCCUUGACUACAUGGCUCCGGAGAUGCUCGAUUAUGACGAUCCAGUUGGAUCGUCAAAGGCUACUGAUGUCUAUGCCUUUGGCAUCACCAUGUACGAGGUCCUCAACAACUGCAGGCCCAUCUGGGUCACCGCCGACGGUCAGCCAAUGAGGGAGAGGGUGAUUGAGUCUCAGGUCCUCCGAGGCAACCGACCCAAGCAGUUCGACGACAUCCCCGACAGUAUCCGAGCCCUCAUCGAGCGCUGUUGGCACCAAGAUCCCGCCAUGCGACCCAAGUUUCCCCGCUCAGGACGGAGAACAGAGACCCAUUAUCGUCACCCAUCGUCGCUUGGAGUCGUUCCAGCCAAUACAAGAAGUAUCCGCUCCCAGGGUGUCCUUUCCCGAACCAUUGACUCCCCGGACACCUCCGGCUGCUGCAGUGCUCACGUCCAAGCCAGUUCCUGUCAAGAACCUGGCAGACGCACUACAGCUGCUCAACUUUGGUGGCGAUGCCGAUUUUGA
Molecule: messenger RNA, 1032 nt
Organism: Polychytrium aggregatum
Lineage: Eukaryota; Fungi; Chytridiomycota; Chytridiomycetes; Polychytriales
Product: kinase-like domain-containing protein
Exons: 1
Coding region: 1-1032 (343 amino acids)
Biological process (GO): protein phosphorylation
Molecular function (GO): ATP binding; protein kinase activity
Source: RefSeq, a predicted model, not a curated record